Bombyx mori (domestic silkworm) is the source of this 8625-nucleotide messenger RNA. RefSeq names its product pikachurin. NCBI's taxonomy places the organism in Eukaryota, Metazoa, Arthropoda, Insecta, Lepidoptera, Bombycidae. The transcript is spliced from 18 exons. The record is from RefSeq and is a predicted model, not a curated record. Bases 232 to 3291 code for a protein of 1019 amino acids.
GUUCAGUUCGCGUAUUGAUGCCGUAAAGUCGCGUGUGCAUUCAAAAAAUCAACAACUACACGCCACGGACACCCUCAAAACCACUCCAAGGACUAGUGUUCAGUGUUUGUGCUAUCAAAAAUUGGACUCAAAACGUUUGAACAGUCAAAAGAUAUCUGGUCGAAUCCGGUUUUAUCUGGAUAAGGCCGCUUCUAACCAACCAAGCCGUGGUGGAGUCGAGCAUGGGCGGAGAUGGCAUGGCGUAGUGGUGAGAUGGCCGCGCCGCGGGUCGCGCCGGUUUUUGCACUGCUCGCCACUCUGCUGGUGCCGACGACCGCGCGGGCGCCCACCCAGGACCCGGCGCAGUUCGAAGCCGCAUUCCAAGGAAGGUGCGGCGAAGGUAGCCCAUGCGAGCAACUUUGCAGAGAGCUCCACGACGGUACAUACGAAUGUGGAUGUGGACCUGGCUACGUGCUCCAAGUCGACGGCUACGGCUGCCUAGAAUUAAACUCAACUAGAACAACAACAACAAGUUUGGAUGCGGAAGAAGAUAUACUAUACCAGAAAGAUGUUUCUUUCUCGGCUGAACUAGAGUUAGCACCGUCCAGUAGAUAUAAGCCUACAUUAAGCAAUAAACAUAUCGAAGAUUCGAACAGUCUAACAACACUGCCGAUGAUUAAAAACAAUAAUUACACAGUAACCGGGGAGAUUUCUAAACUGAACGAUGGCUUGAAGAGUUUAAUCGAAGACGGAAUCAGUAGAGCGGAUAUUAAUAUCAUAGCUGACGAUGAGAGGGAAAAAGAAGACCCAAAGGAAUACACGACGCUUGGCCCCAAUCUAGAGCAGAAGGUGCCAGGCGGAACAGGCUCCCCAGCCUGGACUGCUGCAGUCGAGACCUGCAAAUGCGACAGCUGCACGGAAGGAAGGUGCUUAUGCCACCUCAACCCUGGAAGGUGUAAAUCAGAUCUGAACGUAUCGACUCCGCGUUUCUCGGGAGCUUCUUGGAUAGCUUUUCAAGCUCUGCGCGGUGCUUACAAGCGGGUCAGGGCGCGGCUGCGAGUCCGACCCGAGCGUGCCAGGGGCGUUUUGCUGCUUACCGGCGAACACGACGACCUGUCCGGCGACUAUUUAGCGCUUCUGUUGAGGAACGGACACGUGGAACUGAGGUUCGACUGUGGGAGCGGCGCUGGUGUGCUCCGGUCGCCGGAGCCGGUCCGUCUCGGACGUUGGAACACCAUAUCGAUCUACCGCCACCGAUGGGACGCCUGGUUGAGGCUCAACAGUGGGAAGAGAGUUCGGGGACGAUCGAAGGGUCUGUUCUCCCGCAUGACGUUCCGGGAGCCGGUGUGGCUGGGCGGGACGGGCAACACGACCGGGCUUCAGAACAAGCUCGGCCUCUCUGAAGGUCUCCUCGGCUGCGUCGACUUCUUGCGCGUGAAUGGUGACACGUACCGCCUGAUCAAGGACUCCGUCGCCACUCUGGAUAUCAGUGAAUGCGCGCCAACUUUAGCGCCAUGGAGGCCCACAAACGAAGCCACCACGAUACGAGUCUCGAAACACAGCAACGACGUUCAAACACGAGCUAUUUACGACAUUAAUGACAUUGUACACUUCGAGGACAACGACCUCGUUAUGAGAGAUCCCGAAACGCACCCCCGAGAUCAGAACACACUUGAUAACUCCGUUGUUCCAUCGCUCUACGAUUAUACAACCAAAAUACACACUAAAACGAAUAUUGUGAACGAUAAAUUAGCGGCUGGUAAUGAAAACGAUAUAAAAAGUGAUGGGAUUAAAACGAUAAAAGAAGAUAAUGAUAAUUGCGAGUGUCAUCAUGGCGGCGGCUGCGUCAACGGUGUUUGCCUGUGUCCAUUAGGGUACGCGGGAGUCAAAUGUGAAAUCACAUUGGAUUUGAAGGUGCCUCGCUUCAACGGGUCGUCGUAUCUCCGGCUGCCAGGCCUCGGCAACUCGGCUCAGUCCUGGCUCGACAUUCAGCUAACACUGAAGCCCACAAACGGGGACGGUCUGGUGCUGUACGACUCGGAACGCGCGAGCGGCGACGGAGAUUUCUUCUCGUUACACCUGAGGGACUACUUCGUGGAGUUUGCCUUCGAUCUCGGCUCAGGGAUCGCUCUCGUGAGAUCGGCGUUCCCGUUGAAGCCUAAUGAAUGGCACCGGGUGUCUGUCAGUCGGUCGGGGAGACACGCGACCCUCCGGGUGAGGACCGCACUCGGAGUGACGUCACGCGCUGUGACGUCACGCGGCACGUCCAGGCGUCUCACGAUGCACCAGCCGAUGCUGCUGGGGGGCGCCCCCCACCCCAUUCCGCCGAGGUUGGCUCUGCGGAAAAGUUUCAGCGGAUGCAUUGGACAGUUGGUGAUAAACGAUGAGGAGCUAUCGGUGGUCGCAUCGGCUCUCGGCGGUCUCAACGUGGACAAUUGUGACGAGCCUCACAACAAUACGUGCACGGACCGGAAACUGUGCGAGGAAACAUUAGACCCGAUGCCGGUGUACCCGCGGAACGAGACAGAGCUGGACGUACGCCAUUCGAUAGUCGCGAAGAAGGGCUUCAAACUGAAAACGCACAAAACGAAGCCGAAGAAACGUAGUCGGGCCCGCGAGGCUUACAAGACCAAGUACUCCGUCAAGAAGCACGACUACUACACUAAAGGGGGCGAGGUGCUGUCCGCGGGCGACACGUACAUGCAAGUCAAGUACUUGAAUGCGAACGAAAUUAAUUGGGGGGACACGAACUCGUACCCAAGCUUCAGUGGCGUUGACAGCUUCAUACACAUCGAUGACGACGAGACCAUGAAAAGAUUACUGAGCUACACGCUCGACAUAAACAUCCGCUUCCGAUCGGUGACGUCAGACGGCCUGCUGGUGUGGAGCGGCCGCUCGCCCCUCUCCUCCCCGGGAGACUUCCUCUCGCUCGCCGUCGAGAGCUCCGUGCUCGUCUUCAGAUACGACUUGGGCAGUGGCGAGGUGGUCAUCAUAGCUAACCGCACCAAAGUUGACGACGGCUUGUGGCACAGAGCGCGAGCUACAAGGAACCGCCAGGCUGGUGUUCUGGAGGUGGACGGUUUGGGUUCGGUCGGGAACAUAUCGCCCGGGAAACACAAACAGCUCAACACCGAGAACGGUUUGUAUAUAGGUGGCUUACCGUCGAUAGAGGUCAACACUAAAGGUAAAUACAAGAGCGGUUUGGUCGGCUGCGUCUCACAGAUAUCUUUGAGUGGUGACUUUGACAUUCCGCUUUCACUGUCAAAACUCCCGCACACCAUUACGAACAAUGUCGGCAGAUGCGCUCCGUGAAAAGAGCUAUGAUUUUAAUUUAAAUAAAAUAAGAAUGUGGGUUAGACUUUCUUUUCAACUGUGAGAAAUAUGUGUUACGGAUUUUUUGAGCGUCCGUCAGCGUAAUCGUUUAUCGAUCGGUCAGCAUUGUGCUGACGAAUGCUUAUUACCUUAUAAUUUUUUUACGACAGCGACCAAAUCCCAAUUACCGCUAGUAACAUAUCAGAUUAAUGUAACAUUGCAACUUAGGUUUUUUUUAUAUAAAAAGUGAUUGUUCUAAAAAUAACUUGUAUAAAUGAGUCGAUUAGAUUUAACGGCGGUAAUGGUUUUGUUAUCACAAAUAGAUUUUUUAAUUACUGUACUCACUGUUUUCUGCUAACGAUUUUUUUUUUAUUAAAAUUAAUUUAAAUUUUGAGGUGUCAGUGAUUAUGGUCGAAUUUCGAUCAGCAAUCUAACACUGAGUAACAAUGCUUGUUGAAUAAAGCAUAUAGUUUCAGUUGUGUGAAUAAUAUAGGCAUCCUAAUAUAAUAAUAAAAUUUUGGUUUAUAAAAAUCCCAAAAACCUGAUAAGAGAUUUAUUCCUUCCUAUUUCUCACGGUCUCGGUGAUAAUACGAAAAAAAAAAUUGUGUUGCCAGUGCUGCCACUGUUUUAACAAUCACAAUAUUUCAAUAGUGGAUUUGAAGUUCAAAGUUUUAACACAUUUAAAUCCGCCGUAUAUACCUACUUCGAAUAUAAUUUGAAAAUUACUUUUAAUUGAAUUCGAUUAACUUAUGUUUAUUGUCGUAAAACAAAAACACGAGGCCCCGCCUGCGUAACGCAUCGACUCAAAUGCGUUUUGUUGUCAAGAGUCCGAAUCAUUUUAAGAACAAGGCUUCAUUUAUGAAACGCCCGGAAAUGUGUGAAAUGUGUGCUUAGUGCGAGUUUUUUAACUUCUCGAUUGCGUUAAUGUUAACUUAAACUUUACGCGAUCGAGAAGUUAAAAAAUUCGCACUAAGCAAACUAAACUGAUUCUCGCUGGGUUCAAUGGACGCCGCUGUCGCGCUGCGACUUCCAUUUGACGUUCGUUUUUCAAAUAUCAGAAGCCUUAGUGUUGCAAUACGAAUUUAUUUACCUACAAUCGUAGAAUUAUAUUUUAGUAACAAACAACUUAAUAAUUUUUUGUUGAACCAGAAAAACAUUUUGUGUAUUAUAAUUUAACAUUAGUAAUUUCAAUUGACCUGUUAGUAAUAAUAUGUUUUAAGAUAUUAAACAUCAAAUAGAUUCCUCGAAUACCCAAAAAAAAUUGGGAAUUAUGAUGACGGCCAUCUUUUUUUUUUGUCAUAUUAAGAUGGAAUAACUUUUCAAAGUGCUUUACUAUCUAGUAGUUAUAUAAUGAGAAGAAUAUUUCUAAUGUUAUAAAUGAAAACAAAUUUUAGAAUUGUCUACGAGUGUUUUGCACGUGUUUAUUAUAUUUUGUUUUUGUAAUAUUUCAUUCACUGUUUCGAUCUCGUUGAUUCACGGGUCGGCGUUUAAGAUAGGUAACUUAAGGAAGACUUAUUAUUUACUUUAUAGACAACUUAGUUUACCGCCUGAUUGUUACUUAAAAUCACCGUCGGCCAUGACACUGCCGAGACUCCUAAAGAUGCUAUUAAAUGAAAUCAGAUAAUAUUAUAUGAACAUAUUCUCUGUUUUAUAAUUAUGUAUAGAUGAUUCGUUUCAAAAGGUAUUAAUUAAAAUCUUACCUCUUACCUGUUUCAAUGUAUUCCUUCGUUCCUGGAGGACAAUUUACGAGGUGAAUUCUUUAUAUUGUUGCGCCAACUUUAACACGUACUGUUUAGUUUGAUUUUGCCACUUAAUAAGACUUUAAGUAAUAUGAAAUUUAUCGAUUAACUAAUCUCGUAGAACUCACAAUAUUUUUAAAUCGUCUAAUCAAAGUGGAAUGAAAGUCCAGUUGUAGCAAACUAUAAUAUACUCGUGGACAUUGUAUAGUAUCGGCUGGUGACCCGUGAAUCAACAUGUCUUUUAUUUUGACUGUUUAUUAGUGAAACAGACUUAGCUAGCGAAAUCGCAUCCCACAGCAUCAUGUUUCAUUUUUUACAUACCAAAUAAUUCAUUAAGCGAACUACCCGACAAUUUCCAAUUACCAGUGUCCAUAUUUGUAAUCGUGUUUGAUUAUAAAAAUCAUCAAAAAUACAAGUCAGUGUGCUAAUAUUUGAACUAUUUAAAGUAUUGUUCGGUUGAGAAAUGAAAAUAAUUAAAUCUGUUUAGCGUUCUACUUGAUUAAACGAUCUUAUAAAUGUGCACUUUAUUUAUCUCCCUUCCAAAGAUAACGUCAGCACUGUUCUCUAUACAUAAUAUAGUUAUAGUAAAUGUGUAUCAUAGCAUAAUAUAUAUAUAUUAAAUAACGUAUGUAGUAUAAUUGGGAUAUGCGCUUUGUAUGUAUAAAUAAAUUAAAUUAAAGAAUUUAUUAACGUUUCGACUACUUAAUAAUUAUGAUUUCGAUACACACAUUUCAGUUUAAGAAAAAAAAGAGUUUUUUUUAUGUUUAUCGAAAUCAACCAUUAUGUCCGUAUUGUGUGAACACAGUAAGGUUUCCAAUUUAAUUAUUGACAUUAUCAUUGACAUUAUUAGUCAGUUUAUUGAAUGGUCGAAACGUAUUUUAAGUGUAUUCUAUGUAAGCACGCCCUGCGAGCCCUGCCCUGGGUUUUUAUUUACUCCAAUAAUUUCGUCAAUUAUCAAUGUUCGACAGGGUGCGACAAUUAUUUACAAAAUAACGUACAUAUCUAUAUGUUGUCCGUGUUUUUUUUUUUCGUUUUUAUAUCUCGAAUGCAUCCAUUUAUCUUUCCAAAAAACAUUUGACAUGAUAAAACCAACGGUAAUGUAAAUUGCUGUUUUUUUUAUUAAAAAAAAAAUAAGUGCAACCGAUAUACAUACUCGGCAUAAGACUAUCUGGCUCUCGUGAUAUUUAUUAAAGUAUAAAGCAAUUGAAGUCGAAUAGGGUAAACCACACAAUUAUUGGCACUGAAAUACAAUCCUUCACAUUGGAGACAAAAGAUUGGGUAGGCUUAAAAUUAUCAAACUGAACGCAUCAGUUAUGUUCACUUAUAUUGUAUAAACAUUACAACACUUAGAUUAAUAUUUCUUUAAAUAAUUAAUGUAAAACUGCAGACUUGAUGUCGAUUGUUUAAACGCAAAAAAAUAUAUUUCUAGCAGCGAUUUUUGCCAAAUAUAAAACCCAUAUUUCUCCACUGUCAGGAAUUAUCAGCUGUAAGCUGAGCAUAGUAAUUAGUAAUAGAAAGAAAUUAUCUUCUUCAUAGUAACAAGAGUCAUAAAAUAAUUUUCCAAUAAACAGAAGUAAAGUGCUAUUUAUUUUGAGGUAGAAAUACUCGCGGACCGACGUGCCCACGGAAUAGAUAAGUAAGGUAACCCUGUUUAUCUAUUCCGUGGACGUGCCAAUAACAGUGCGGUAUACCCUACUACCCUGAUAUUAAAUAUAUUCUCAUUAUUUGGACAAAAUAACCUUUACCACACCGAUAUUCCGAAGCUCGUCUAUAUAAGCGCUUAGUUGCGUAAAAUGCGUAUUGUAGAUAUACAUAUUAUUUAAAAGUGACUUGUUUUCAUUUUAAACACCAAUACAUAGCAUUAUUGUGUAAUUUUAUUAUAAGUUAAAUGAUCUCAGUAAAUAAGUUUUUUUUUUUAUAUCUUAAUUACAAUUAAAAAGGAUUUGUAGGUUGUCUUGCUUGUUAGUUUAUUCGAUGCGUCAUAAAGAAAAAAAACCCGAUCUUUCAAUGAUCGAAAAAAAAUCGAUUUUUCAAUGAACUUCGAAAUGCACGUACUGAAUCAUGUAGUGUUUUUGUGUGAUCAACGACACUGGUAGGGAGGGCGUAGUUAAGCAGAAAAUACCCAAACGACAAUGACGUAAGGAAUGACGAAUCUGACAAAGAGUAUUAGGAUAAAAUCAAAAAGUUUUUAUUCAAUAAGGCCUUUAUAGGCGUUUUAAAAUUAUCAUAACUGUGAUUUAAAAUGCAAUCCCAUUACGCUGAAGAAUCGCCAAGAAGUUCUGCGCUUGCAACACAGAAAAUUUUACUAAAUUUUAUCAAACAUAUAGUAGUCAUUCAUGGUAGUUUUUUUUUCUAGUAUUACAGCGUCUUGCAAAUCGGCGCAUGUACGUACCAUGAUCGACAUAUUUUGGCCACUAAGCUUUCAUUCAUUCAGUAGUGAUAAAAUAUAAAAAUAAAGAUCAAAAAAUUUUAAGUUUCAAUAAAUAAAGUUUUGUAUUGUCCGGGGUGAAUGAACCCGCGUACUAUUUGCCUAACUACGUCCAAUUGAAUGACUUAUUUCAUAAGUAUUUCUUUUAUCGAUUAUUUUCCGAUCUCAUUCAACUCAUUCAAACAUAAAUAGAAAAAAAUGUGUCGCUAAUAUAAAUAUCAGUCUUGUUCCACAUUCAAUCUCCAAUUGUUUCACAUCAAAAUUAUAGGUUAGUCGUACAUUUCAACAAACACAAAGAGGACGAUUUUUAGACUUUUUUUGAAAAUAAAAAAUUACAUCCAAUCGCUUUUGAUAAGAAACUGUUUUUAAUAUAAAAUGAUAACUCCAGUACCAAUUUAUUUGGUGUAUCAAUAUAAAUAUAUAAUACGUAGAUAUUUUUAGUUAGUGUUAAAAUGGCGUAAUUACCUUGAAAUUUAAAAUGUAAAACUAAAAACAAAACUCAUUAACACUUCCGAGAGUACAUUUGCGAUACAUUUUAUUUAGUCAGAGCUGUCGUAAAAACAAAGACAGAUUCUACGUUAUUAAUCCUAAGUUCUUUUUGUUUUAUUUGAUAACAUAGUCUUUAUUAAUGUGAUUGUAAAUGGUUACCAUGGUUACAUUAACAACUAGAGUUGGCGGGAAAAGUUGGAGUGUUGAAAUAGAUAGGCUUACAGUCACUCAAGAGUAAGCUUAUCGACGUUGCAAUACUCCAUAUUAUUUUAUACAUUUAAAUAAUAUUGUAUCUUCACAUUAUUAUGCAAUAUUUAACGGAACUCGUAACCAUAAAUUCGUACAUAAUCAAACAAAGAUCACAAUCUACUUAAUCUAUAAUUAUGUAAAAUCGAAAAUGUUUAUUAAUCAAACCAUAUUAAUAUAAUUUAUAUUUAUGUACUACAUUUGAAAUACGUAUAAAUGUAAUUUAUAUGGAUCAGCCAUAAUUAAUUUUAUAGUUGAUAGUAAUAUUUUGACAGUUCCGUUUUUAAUAUUUCAAGGUGACCGCCAUUUUGACGCUAACAUAUUUGUGACAUAUAGCUUUGUCUAGCAUUAGUUUUGUAUGUGAAACCUGUCCGAUGUACUAUAUGCCGUUAUUUGUACAAAAUUAUAUCAAUAAAAUUUAAUGAAAACCGA